GUAGGGACAGUCCCAUAAACUUGCUCUGAAUUCACUUCAGAUUAAUAACUCCACUUUUCAUUCAUAUCCAGCUCUGACCUUUCCAUCACACUUCAGUUCAGUACCCACUGUCAUUAGGAAUGGAGGGCAACCAAUCAUGGAUCGCAGAAUUCAUCCUGGUGGGAUUCCAGCUCAGUGAAGAGAUGGAAUUGCUCCUCUUCAUUAUCUUCCUCCUGUUAUAUACCUUCAACCUGCUGGCAAAUGGCAUGAUCUUCAGACUCAUUUGCCUGGACCCCAGACUGCAUUCCCCCAUGUACUACUUCCUUUCUCAUCUGGCCAUCACCGACAUAUCCUAUGCUUCUAGUAAUUUACCCAAUAUGAUGGAAAACCUAAUGGUUUUCUAUUUGGCUUUUGCUUCUGUAGAAUGUCUGAUUUUGGUGGUGAUGUCCUAUGACAGGUACGUGGCGAUCUGCCACCCCCUCAAGUACACUGUCAUCAUGAACUGGAGAGUGUGCACGGUCCUGGCCAUCGCAUCCUGGGCAUGUGGAUUUUCCCUGGCCCUAGUACAAGUAAGUCUCUUUCUAAGAUUGCCCUUCUGUGGGCCCCAGAAGGUGAACCACUUCUUCUGUGAAAUUCGAUCUGUCCUCAAAGUGACCUGUGGUGAAACCUGGAUCAAUGACAUCUUCCUCUUUGCUGAUGGUGUUUUUAUCUUAGUUGGGCCCCUUUCCCUGAUGCUGGUGUCCUAUGUGCACAUCCUCUGGGCCAUCCUGAAAAUCCAGUCCAAGGAGGGCCGCAAGAAAGCCUUUUCCACCUGCUCUUCCCACCUCUGUGUGGUGGGGUUCUACUUUGGCAUAGCCAUGAUGGUUUACUUGGUCCCAGAGAGUAGUCAACAAGAGGAGCAACAGAAAGUCCUUUUCCUCUUUUACACUUUCUUAAACCCACUGCUGAACCCCCUUGUCUACAGUCUAAGGAAUGCUCAAGUGAAGGCUGCCUUCCACAGAGUAUUCCAGAAACAGAGGACAACAUGA
Messenger RNA from Vicugna pacos (alpaca), 1007 nucleotides. Its product is annotated as olfactory receptor 2A2-like. NCBI's taxonomy places the organism in Eukaryota, Metazoa, Chordata, Mammalia, Artiodactyla, Camelidae. Gene Ontology annotation, biological process: G protein-coupled receptor signaling pathway. Gene Ontology annotation, cellular component: membrane. Gene Ontology annotation, molecular function: G protein-coupled receptor activity; olfactory receptor activity. The record is from RefSeq and is a predicted model, not a curated record.